Molecule: messenger RNA, 2835 nt
Organism: Syngnathus typhle (broad-nosed pipefish)
Lineage: Eukaryota; Metazoa; Chordata; Actinopteri; Syngnathiformes; Syngnathidae
Product: differentially expressed in FDCP 6 homolog
Exons: 10
Coding region: 373-1989 (538 amino acids)
Cellular component (GO): nucleus; cytoplasm
Source: RefSeq, a predicted model, not a curated record
GCAGUAGGCGGGGGACACCCUGAACUGGUUGCCAGCCAAUCGCAGGGCACACAGAGACGAACAACCAGCCGCACUCGCACUCACACCUAGGGGCAAUUUGGAGUGCUCAAUCGGCCUACCAAGCAUGUGUUUGGGGAUGUGGGAGGAAACCGGAGUGUGAGGUAGUGGACGGUCAUGUGAGCAAGAAUCUUUCCACAUUGGAGAGUAGGGUAUUCCACAAGCAAGAGCAACUCUUCUUUUUCUUUUUGUAAAUAUGCACCAUGGUAGCAUCAUUGUAUUUAUGGGGUUGUUUUUUUCCCCUUGUCACGUUGCCUGAUAGGAUUCGAUGAUACAUGGAUUGGAGAGUUGGGCUUCUUGGCUUGGUCACUUCAGAUGGUAGUUGAAGGCUCCUUCAACAAGGAAGAUGUGGAUGAGUUGUGUUGGACCCUGACAGCCAAGAAAAACUACAAACCCAACAAGAGUUCAAACACAGUUCUGACAAACCAGGAUGCAUUUCGGCUUUGGUGCCUUUUUAACUUUUUGUCGGAGGACAAAUACCCGUUGGUGAUGGUCCCUGAUGAGCUGGAGUACCUACUCAAGAAGCUGUGCACAGCAAUGAACAUUGAGCUCAAUUGUGUUGAACUAGAGGACCUAUUCUCCCAAGACUCGGUGCAGCAGAAACGCACCACUGUUUGGGUUUUCUUGGAGAUGAUGGCUGCAGGAAAGGUGACCGCAGGCAUUGAUAAGAGUGUCAUCAGCAUGGCUAUUGAGGAAGUCUACAGGGAGAUAGUUGGCGAUGUCCUUAAAGAGGGUUACUUGUGGAAGAGAGGCCAACUCAGGAGAAACUGGAAGGAGCGCUGGUUCACUCUGAGGGCGAGCAACUUGUUCUACUACACUGGAGAGGACCGCAAGGAGUGUCAGGGUAACAUUGCUCUGGAUGGCAACUGUUGUGUUGAGGUACUACCAGACCGCGAUGGUAAAAGGUGCAUGUUUUGUCUAAAAACGCUCUCCAAAACAUAUGAGAUGAGCUCAUCAGACACCAAACAGAGACAAGAAUGGACAACAGCCAUUCAGACAGCUAUCAGGCUGCAUGGGGAAGGGAAAACGUCCCUCCACAAGGACUUGAAGCUGAAGCGGCAUGAGCAGCGUGAGCAGCGCGAGAAGAAGCAGAAGGCCAAGGAGGAGGAGCUGCAAAGGCUCCGUGCCCUCCAGGAGGAACGGGAACGAAAACUGGUGGAGCUGGAGCUCUUGAGGGAGGCGCAGAGGCAGGCCCAGGUGCUCCUGGAGCAGGAUGAAGAGAGGAGGCGCCAACAGCACGAGCAGCUCCAGCACACCUUAGAGGUGCAGCUGCGGGAGGCAGAGGAGGUGCGACUCAGCAUGGAGGCGGAAAUGGCUCUGAAAGAGGAGGAAGCGGAAAGGCAGAGAAAAAGAAUCCGUGAGCUGGAGGAGAUGCAGAAACGACUAGAGGAGGCGCUGCAGCAGGAGAUUAAAGCCAGGCUGGAUGAGGAGGCCUUCCGCUAUGCUCAAGCAGGGUUACUUGCUGAAGAGGAAGAGAAAAUGAAGGCCCUGAUGACCCUGCAGGAGGAGCAGGAAGAGUAUAUCCUGAAGACGCAACGGGAGAAGCUGGAGCUCAAGCAGGAGAUGGAAGCCAAAUCCCAGGCCCUGGACGAGGCGCAGAGGCAGCUUGAGGAGGUUCGGGCCAACCGGCACAGGGUUGACCAGGAUGUUGUGGCUGCUCAAAGAAAACUUCAUCAAGCGAGCACCAACGUCAAACACUGGAAUGUUCAGAUGAACAGACUGAUGCGACCCAUUGGACCCGGCGAUAAAAGACCAUUGUUGAGAAGCUCCCUACCAUCCUUCCAAAUUCCAAGCCAGAGAGAUCCUGGGUUGAAUCUCAGAAGGAUAUCGGUAUCAGACGAUCAAUGUAAAGAAAAUGAGGAAUGCAAAGAAAAUGUUGACGAUGGCCGCAGAUGCGAUGCAGAGUUAGAGAGACGCAAAUCCCAUACUUGAAAUGGAGACCUGAAUUACAUGAUUCAUACAAGAUGCAUAUCCAACCAAUCAUUGGUAUUUUGAUUGGAGGAGUUGGGUGUUUCAAACUGAAAUAACAGCAUCAAAGUGAAAUAAAAUGUUAAAUAUACUGAACAAUUUUUUUUAAAGAUGUUUUAAAUGUCUUAACGAUGUACUGUAUUUGUAUUGUUAAACUCUGGUGCCUGGUCUGGACACAGAAAAUGCCUUGGGUGUCUUGUUUGAUUGGUACUGUCAGCAGUUGAGUCAAUGUAAUAUUAAAAUGUAUGUACAUGCAUAAAAGAUAAUAAUACUUGUCAUCAUUUCUUAUCUAGGUGCGGCAGGCGGCUCAAAUUUUCUGUGUAAAAAGAUUAAGAGUAUAUUUUUCUUUAUAUAACAUGUUACUUACUUUUUUACAAUACAUGUAAGGAAGCUCAUUUACAUAAUUUUACUUUCAGUGCCAACAUGACAAGAUGACAAGGAAACCAUAUUCGUAUGUACAUUCAAAUGAUAAAUGAAAAGAAUGACUUUACGACAUUUAUCCUCGUUGUUUUUUUGUUGUUUUUUUUUCAGCAUCAUUGGUCAAUCGUGACAGCAGUACUACUGUUUUGGGGGUGAUGUCGCUCAAUGUAUGUCCAAUGAAUUGCAGGAAGCAACAAGGAUUAUGAUGGGGAUCAGUGUAAUAAUACAUAACAGCUAGCAGGCAAAUGUUAUUACCUAAUUGUUAUUAGGUGUUGGUGCAAAGCUUACCAAUAUUUGCAAUUUAUUUUGGGGAUUUCAAACAAACUGUCUGCCUGUCUUUCUGUCUAUCUAAUUUUAAGUUAAAAUAAUUAAAAAGCUCACAAAUUGCUA